AUGGUCUUGUCCUUCAUCCUGGUGCAGAACCGCCAGGGCAAGACACGGCUAGCCAAGUGGUAUGCGCCGUACACAGAUGAAGAGAAGGUCAAGUUGAAGGGCGAGGUCCACCGGCUCAUCGCUCCCCGCGACCAGAAAUACCAGUCCAACUUCGUCGAAUUUCGCUCCGCACCCAGCACGUCUGCGUCGUCCUCCCAUGCCCAACCACUUGUCCGCCAGAACCUGUCGUCCACAAAGAUAGUCUAUCGGCGGUACGCCGGCCUGUUCUUCUGUGUAUGUGUCGACGCGAAUGACAACGAACUUGCGUAUCUUGAGGCUAUCCAUUUCUUCGUCGAAGUGCUGGAUCAGUUCUUUGGCAACGUCUGCGAGCUGGAUCUCGUCUUCAACUUCUACAAGGUCUAUGCUAUGCUCGACGAGGUCUUUCUGGCCGGAGAGAUUGAAGAGACGAGUAAGCAGGUCGUCCUGACGAGACUGGAACACUUGGAUAAGUUGGAGUGA
This is a messenger RNA of Exophiala viscosa, 498 nucleotides long. Its product is annotated as AP-2 complex subunit sigma. The transcript is spliced from 2 exons. The record is from RefSeq and is a predicted model, not a curated record. Gene Ontology annotation, biological process: clathrin-dependent endocytosis; protein transport. Gene Ontology annotation, molecular function: clathrin-cargo adaptor activity. Gene Ontology annotation, cellular component: intracellular membrane-bounded organelle; AP-2 adaptor complex. Lineage: Eukaryota; Fungi; Ascomycota; Eurotiomycetes; Chaetothyriales; Herpotrichiellaceae. Bases 1 to 498 code for a protein of 165 amino acids.